UUUCAUUCUUUCGUUCGCAUCGGGAAAAUCACGCACGUGUUUAACCUCGUACCAAAUUCAAAUGUGCAAACAGGCAGGCUGAAAAAUUAUAGUCGGGAAAAAUGUCGAGGAAAGCGAAGAAAGUUUGGACAUCGACGAGUGGACGUCCCAAGUGGCGCCAGUCACCCGUCGACUUGAACCGGAUGCAUCUACUGCACGAAAACUUUCCGUGUUUACUCCUGCAAGGCCACUUAUCGGACAGAAGCUGCGCAACGAUGACUAAUACCGGCAGCACAGUGAAACUUGAAUUGAACGGCGCGCACAAGCCACUGUUAUGGGGCGGACCACUGACGGACAAGUACGAGUUUGCGGAAUUGCAAUUUCGCUGGGGUCCGAGCGAUGCUCGGGGAGCCGAGCAUUCUAUCGAAGGAACUUGCGUUUCUCCUUUAUCAAGGUUUUCAAUGGAAGCUCAAGCGGUACACUGUAAUAAGAAGUACGGCUCGAUGGAGGCGUGUCAAGAGAAGCCCGACGGGCUGGCUAUUAUUGCUUUCCUCUUCCAAGUGAUCGGCUGUCCCGGUAUGACAGAUAAUGCGAGCUUCUCAGGCGUCACGGAUAACUUGCUUCAGAUUAAAAUUCCAGGCAAGAGCGUCGAGCUUCCAGAAGGCUGCAUGAAGUGGAUGAAGCAAGCGUGCGCCGAACCAGGUUACUACAGUUACAGUGGCUCACUCACCACUUGUCCGUAUUCGGAGUGCGUCACUUGGAUCGUUAUUCCGCGACCUGUUGGAAUAUCAACAAGACAAGCUAAUGCUUUUCGGACUCUGUACGACCGUCGAGCCGAGCCCAUUUUGCGGAACUACAGAUCCCAGCAGAAAAUUCACGAUCGCAAGAUAUUGUACGCUACCCAAGCGUAA
This is a messenger RNA of Phymastichus coffea, 890 nucleotides long. RefSeq names its product carbonic anhydrase 2-like. Gene Ontology annotation, cellular component: cytoplasm. Lineage: Eukaryota; Metazoa; Arthropoda; Insecta; Hymenoptera; Eulophidae. The transcript has 7 exons. Gene Ontology annotation, molecular function: zinc ion binding; carbonate dehydratase activity. The coding region runs from base 102 to 890 and encodes 262 amino acids. The record is from RefSeq and is a predicted model, not a curated record.